GUAUGAAACGAAUCUUACCGAGUGAGGAGGCGGAAUAACAGCUGAGCCCGGAAUGUACGAGAAGGUGCGACAAGCACGAAGAAGAUACAAAGUUAGUUAGUAGUCCGAGAUGUACUCUUACCCGUGAGGUGACGCCGUGUCUGUUUAGUUGUUACUAGUAGUUAUUUACAAUGGCCGUGGCGAGACUCAACGAGCUCACGCAGAAACAGCGCUUGGUGGUUCGAUAUGAGGACGUUGGAUGUGUCGGCCUCGAUCACAUUAAAACGUUUACCGUGAGAGCAGUGGUGGACGGUAAGCCGUAUCCUGAUGGUGUGGGGAAGAACAAGAAGGAAGCCAAACUGAACGCAGCUGCAAAUGCCCUGACAGUCCUGCUGGAGGAAACAAUUGACCCUACAGAAAAUGCAACAGAAGCUUCCACUGCAUCAGCUGCUCAGACCGUUCUCUCUCAAGGCAACUAUAUGUGUUGGCUCAAUGAGUACAGUCAAAAGAACAGGAUGAUGAUCAGGGCUGUGGAGUCGACCCAACUGGUACCAAAUGGUCUUUCACUAUGCUGCUGCUACUUUGUGGUUGGUGAUAAGGAGUAUCCAAGGGCCACUGGGAAAACAAAGAAGGAAGCUAAGGAGGAAGCAGCAAAGCUUGUAUUUCAACAGAUACAUGGCAUUGAAACCACAGAGGAUGUUGUCAAAGACCAGAAUACAGGAAAUAGUCAAAAUGAAACAUCCAUCCAGUCAAGUUGUGUGGAUCCCAGCAGGUUUACGUCAAAGUUUGAAGACAUAGAGUGGCUUGCCAAGGGAGUGUUUGGUGAUGUUUACAAAGCAAGAGAAAAACUGCUUGAAAAGUAUUUUGCUGUAAAGAUUGUCCGCUCUGAAACGAAAGCUUUUCGAGAGGCUGACACAUUAUCAGACCUCCACCACAAUAAUAUCGUCAGGUACUUUACGUCUUGGAUGGAGGAUUCAAAAUACCAGGGGAAUCCUGAAUCCACUGACAGCUCGGCUGAGAGUUCAGCUGGCUACAGCUCUUCCCAGUCAACAGAUGAUUCAGCUGCAAAGUACCUCUAUAUUCAGUUGGAGUUAUGCGACACCAAAACGCUAAAGGAUUGGAUUGGCCAGAAGAACAAUGAGUCUGUGCAAGACUCCAAGAGAAGAGAAGAAGGUCUGAGCAUCGCUCAGCAAAUCGUUAGUGGAGUCGAAUAUAUUCACUCCAAGAGGCACAUCCACAGGGACCUUAAGCCUCCAAACAUCCUGUUUGGUCUGGCUGGAGGAGUGAAGAUUGGGGACUUUGGUCUGGUCACCACUGAUGAUGAUGAAGAUGCUUUGAUUGACAGAACAGCGGACAGUGGAACCUGUCCUUACAUGGCUCCCGAACAGAGUAAGAAGAACUAUGACCGUAAAGUGGACAUAUUUGCUAUGGGGUUGAUCUUCUUGGAAAUCCUUUGGAAAGUGUCUUCUGGCCACGAAAGAGCAGAGAUUUUUAGGGAUGCCAAAUGCCAGAAGCUCCCCACAGAGUUUUUACAGACUUAUCCCCAAGAGAUGCUAAUCAUUAAGUCAAUGCUGCGCGAGAAUCCAGAAAAACGACCUGAGGCGACUGAAGUGAAGGCAGAACUGGAGAAGUGUGUGAGCACGUUCAACGCACAAAGCCUUCCCCAAAGAAACGCAACUGUCUGAUGAUCACAAGAAGUUCUGAUGAGUCUUAAGAGUGGAUGGAAAACAGUGUGGGAUUUUAUCCAAUGAUCGGAUUAAUUGUUGGUGGGUAAACGGUUAUCGUCCUGCACUGUGUAACCUGAAUGUUGACUGAUUUUAAACUUAAUGUCCAUUUUGAAGAGAUGCUGCUACACGUAACGAGUGAACACUGACACGCCGUCUGUGACGCUAGAAAAGUACCUGGAGCCUCAUAGCGUGAAGCUGUGAGAACCUUUUACGCAUUGUUCAACAUGCCGACGUGAGGUCAAACCAUUAACUAUGAAAUUAAUGUCCAAGUUAUUAUCAUUAUAAUUAUAAGGUUCACAAUCAGGUGAUGAAACGUGAUUUAAUCAUUUUUAACCAGGAAAUGGUAACUUUGACAUGAAUUCACAUCGGUUUAGCUUUUCAUUCUACCUGAUCAUGUACCUUCCCUUUCCAAUGAUGUCACAUUACAGCCUUCGCUUUGUGUUAUUUCUUUCUUUUUCUAAUUUUAAUCUGUAAUUCUUUGCACUAUUUCUAUGCUGUUGAAAGUUUACAGAGCGGUCUCACAUGUGUCACCAUGCCGGGCCAAUAAAGACUAGUGUGAGUGUAAGUUUUAUUUUAUAGGUUGUCAGGUAAAUCUUAAAAAUGACUGUUCCCAACGUCCUUUCCUAACAGUAUUAAAGUCGAGCCAUCCUGUUGUAUCGGUUGCUGUGACUGGAGAUUAAAAUAACCAUUUAGCUCUUUAGCCCGUCUGCUGUCACAGUAUGACACCACCCUCAUUGGACUCAUGUCGGGGAGAGACGAGUCCGCCGACAGGUCGGUGAUUGGCUAACUGGUGACGUGGUGCAGAUGGAACAACCUGCAGCUCAACGCUCCGAAGGCAGUGGAGACGGUUGUGGAUUUCAAAAGCAACGCAGCCCUUCCGCUUCCUGCGGCCCGUCAUAUCUCAGGACCUCAAGCGGGAGCCGAACAACAGAACCUCUGAGGCGGGCAAGAAAUAUUGUAGCCGACCCGCCGCAUGAACCAAGUCCGAGUCCCCCACUGAACCAGACAUUACAUGCAGGACAUUUGCACAGAGAUUUCUCACCAUGGAAAGAUUUGUACUUUGUUUUACCGAACUGAUCUGUUUAUAUUGUUCGUUUUCUCUUCUUGUUUUACUUUAUCUUGUUUUAUUCUUAUAUCGCACCAAUCACCAAGACACGUUCCUCUGUGUGUAACACACCUUGCAAGAUUUUCAUCC
Messenger RNA from Gasterosteus aculeatus aculeatus (three-spined stickleback), 2901 nucleotides. RefSeq names its product double-stranded RNA activated protein kinase 1 (gene pkr1). The record is from RefSeq and is marked provisional. Gene Ontology annotation, molecular function: ATP binding; eukaryotic translation initiation factor 2alpha kinase activity. Gene Ontology annotation, biological process: eiF2alpha phosphorylation in response to endoplasmic reticulum stress. Lineage: Eukaryota; Metazoa; Chordata; Actinopteri; Perciformes; Gasterosteidae. Gene Ontology annotation, cellular component: nucleus; cytoplasm.